GUCAGUGAUACCGACAGUUAUAGUCAUUUGAGUUAUUGUGAUAUACUGAGUUUUAAAAAAAGUCCAAUAGGGUAAUUUGUGUUUAUGUCAGAACGGUCAGAGGUUACGAAUAUUUGAUAUAUUUCUACUGGAAACACACUUGUAUUUUUAUAAAACAUGGACAAGUUGAAAAGAGCUUUAAGUGGAGAUGACGGUGACGAAGAGCAAGGCAUCGUAACACAGAUACGAGAUGCGUCCUCUCUCAGCUGGUCAACCAGAAUCCGAGGAUUUAUCAUUUGUUUUGUGCUGGGAUUUAUUUUUUCUAUACUGGGUUCUCUAUGCCUUUUCUUGAGAAACGGUUUAAUUCUGUUCGGUAUUUUCUACACUAUAGGCAAUGUCACAGCCUUGGCCAGGUUAGUUUAAACUUAUUAUGUGUGGUAUUUUCUAUACUAUAGGUGAUGUCACAGCCUUGGCCAGGUUAGUUUAAACUUAUUAUGUGUGGUAUUUUCUAUACUAUAGGUGAUGUCACAGCCUU
Molecule: messenger RNA, 514 nt
Organism: Limulus polyphemus (Atlantic horseshoe crab)
Lineage: Eukaryota; Metazoa; Arthropoda; Merostomata; Xiphosura; Limulidae
Product: vesicle transport protein SFT2A-like
Exons: 3
Coding region: 157-402 (81 amino acids)
Biological process (GO): vesicle-mediated transport
Cellular component (GO): membrane
Molecular function (GO): protein binding
Source: RefSeq, a predicted model, not a curated record